UGUGCGUGAAGGUGGGAGGCGUUAAAGAGAGAGCGGGUAAGCGAGCCAAGUUUCCUGCGCUCACAGUAGCCGGCUGCCUUCCUUCCACCAUGGCACGUUUGCAUACAUGUACGGCCUGUGUGCAUGUCUCCGCACAGAGUGACCUGUGAACCUCAACGCACGAGUCGCCAUGGCCGAAUUUGGGCAGAUCGAGCGCGUCGGUCCACCGGUUGCUGCUUCUGUUUCUGCUGCUGCUGGUGCUGCAGCGCCAGGUGGAGCCGCAGGGAGCCCCGAGACGCAACGCGGAGAAGAGCCGGUGUCUAACGGCAACUGCAACCCGACAGACCCGGCGGGGAGGCUCCAUAGGGGGUCCUGCUGUGAGUCCCCGACGUGGGAGGGCUUGGAUUCAGCCACUAAAGCAAUACCUCGACGCAGCAGUCUCAUUAAGGAUGGCUCCCGGGCGGGUCGAGAGAGGAAGAAGACCGUGUCCUUUAGCAGCAGCCUAUCAGAGAAGAAGAUCAGUAGUGCGGCCGACUGUAUUCACUCAAUGGUGGAGGGGAGCGAGUUGAAGAAAGUGCGUCCCAACUCUCGCGUGUACCAACGUUACUACCUUCUUGACGCAGGCCUGCAGGCUCUGUGCUGGGAGCCUUCCAAGAAAGAUUCGGACAAAGCCAGGAUUCCACUCGCCUCCAUCCGAGAGGUGCGAACGGGUCGUAACACAGAAAUCUUCCGUACGAGUGGUGUCUAUGAGCAGAUUUCAGAGGACUGCGCAUUUUCCAUCAUCUAUGGCGAGCUGUACGAGAGCCUGGACCUUGUGGCCCACUCAACAGAAGUGGCUAAUAUUUGGAUGACAGGCCUCAGGUAUCUGAUACAAUAUGGGAAAAAUGCCCUGGACAUGCUUGCCAGGAGACAGCACAGACUUCGUCUUGGCUGGUUAGAGCAGCUUUUCUCCUCUGCUGCUGAUUCGGAAAUUCACAGGGACAUUGAGCAAGGUAUUUGCUUGCAGUCCGCCAUCAAACUGAUACAAACGGUGAAUCCAGGGGUGAGCAGUGUAAAGGUGGAGCAGAGGUUUAAAGAGCUUCAGAGGGGUCGAGAUGAGCGUCUUUCUCUUAAUAAUGGAUCAGGAGCUAAAGACCAUACCAAAGUCAAACCAACACUGGGGGCGAGAAACGAGAGGGUUACGCAGCAGGAGUUCAUUGAGGUCUUUCAUGACUUUUGCACCCGUCCGGAGAUUUACUUUCUCUUGGUGCAGUUUUCCAGCAACAAGGAAUUCCUGGACACUAAAGACUUGAUGAGGUUCCUCGAGGCUGAGCAAGGUGUUGCUGAGGUGACAGAGGAAGACAGCCUAAGCCUCAUCCAGUCCCAUGAGCCAUCAGAAGAGGGCCGGCAGCAGGGCUACCUGUCGAUGGACGGCUUCAGUAGCUACCUGAUUUCGCCAGAGUGCCACCUCUUUGAUCGGGAGCACGACAUCGUGUGUCAGGACAUGUCCCAGCCUUUGUCUCACUACUUCAUCAACUCCUCUCACAACACCUACCUCAUUGAGGACCAAUAUAAAGGACCCUCUGACAUUUCCGGCUACAUACGGGCGCUCAAGAUGGGCUGUCGAUGUGUAGAGGUGGACGUAUGGGACGGUACUGAUGAGGAGCCAGUGGUGUGUACCGGACACACACUUUGCCCCCCUCUUGCUCUGCGCAACGUUUUAGAAGCAAUUGGACAGUUUGCUUUUGUUGCGUCAGAGUAUCCGUUAAUUGUGUGCAUCGAGAACCACUGCUCGCUUCGACAGCAGAAAGUGAUGAUGCAGCAUCUGGUGAAAAUACUCGGGGAUCAGCUCUUUACACACUCCCCAGACAUAAGGGAGUCAUACCUUCCCUCGCCACAAGCCUUAAGGCAUCGGAUCCUGCUGAAGGGGAUGAAGCUGAGGACGGGUUGGGAAGGGGAGGAUGGUGAAGUAAGUGAGGAGGAUGAAGGGGCUGAGAUGUGUCCAAAGAUGAAGGCAGCGGCAAAUGGGGGGGCAGCACCUGGAGAGAGUGAGAAAGAAAAACAGCAGAGAAGCAUACAUUCAACAUCCGCCACGCAGUGUAUCCCCCCUCAUCUUCCUCACAAACGGUUCCUUCUGCUGAAGGAGCUUUCAGACUUGGUGACUCUUUGUGAGUCAGUCCACUUCAUUGACUUCCCGACAUCAGCCAAAAGACAAAAACCUUGGCAAUUGUGCUCCUUUCAUGAGACCCAGGCCGGGCGUCUCGCUGGCGAGAGCCCCGGCGACUUCGUCAACCAUAACAAACGCUUCCUGUCACGAGUAUACCCGAGCCCCAUGCGCAUUGAUUCCGGCAAUGUGAACCCUCAGGACCUGUGGAAAUGCGGUUGCCAAAUUGUGUCAAUGAACUUCCAGACAGCUGGACUGAUGAUGGACUUAAACGCAGCCUGGUUCCGGCAAAAUGGAAACUGUGGUUACGUUUUGCGGCCAGCCAUCAUGCGCCAGGAGGUGUCUUAUUUCAGUGCAGAUACCAGAGACACUGUGCCCGGGGUGUUGCCUCAGCUGCUCCAUGUGAAGGUCAUCAGCGGACAGAACCUUCCCAAGCCGAGGGGUUCCGUGGCCAAAGGGGAUGUGGUGGACCCUUAUGUAUAUGUGGAGAUCCACGGCAUCCCAGCUGACUGCACAGAGCGUCGCACCAGGACCGUCUCCCAGAACAGCGACAACCCAAUCUUUGACGAAAGCUUCGAGUUCCAAAUCAACCUGCCAGAACUUGCCAUGGUUCGCUUUGUGGUGCUGGAUGACGACUUCAUAGGAGAUGAGUUCAUAGGUCAGUACACCAUCCCGCUGGAGUGUCUCCAACCUGGCUACCGUCACGUCCCGCUUCAGUCACUGACCGGGGAGGAUCUUCGUCACUCCAAGCUCUUCGUCCAUGUGGCCCUCACCAAUCGUAGAGGAGGGGGGAAGCCUCACAAAAGGGGCCUCUCUGUGCGAAAAGCCCGGAGGAGACGGGACUACACAGCUCUGAGGGACUUGGAAAUGCGGUCUGUUGACGAGGUUUUCAAAAUGGCUGGUCCUCUGUUGAAAGAGGCCACGGACUUGAGGGAAAACAUGCAGAAUUCUGUGGCUAUGUUCAGAGACCUAUGUGGGGUGUCGGCUGUAUCUAACCUCAUGCAGUGCAUACUCGCGCUGGGCUCCAGGGUGAGAGGACCUGAUGAGAUGCCUUUACUACUGUUUGACCUCCAGACACACUACCCCACCUUGGAGCCUCAGGGACCCCUGCCUGAUGUCCUUCGUCGUGUUGUCUCCACAUAUGAUAUGAUGGUCCAGGCCAGCAAAGCUGUGUUCGAGCUCGCCGACGGAAUCUAUGAAAGGAUUCUGCAUAUCCAGACGACAGCCAUGACGUUCCACGAGGAUCUGCAGAGCCUGGCGGCGAAGGAGGGGUUGAAAGGUCGAAAGGUGGGUCGAGCCGUGGAGAGCUUCACCUGGAACAUCACCAUCCUUAAGGGUCAAGCUGAUCUGCUCACGCACGCCAAGGCUGAAGUUCAGGAGAACAUGAAGCAGGUGCGCGACGCCGUCCUCACAGGCAACCUCGCUCGGGAGGGUCAAAGAGUUACGAGAGGUCGCUCGCAGUCACGGAGAAGUCAGCACGACAACCCCGCCAUGAGUGUGUGACGACCGAUUACAACGAUGUGACUCGACUUGACCCAAUUGCUCUCACUGGUCUUGUCUGUCGACUAGACGAUACUACACGCUCGCCAUCAAGGGCCAAGGAAUAACCCGUUUCAUGUUUGGUAUUGUGCAACAUUCAGGGCUUCUUUCUCAGAAGAAGUCUGUACAUCAUGUUUGCAGGUCAAGGUUGGGCUGGACUCGGGGUGGGCAAAAUAUGGUCCAUUCUAUAUCUAUUAUUAUCAAGAGUACUAUAAUAUUAAUGUUGCAGUAAUUUGUCCCCCCCUUAAAUUAGUGAAUUAAAAUAAAUGUAUUCAUUUUCUUUGUAUUUAUCUCAUUAAAUAUAGGUUCAUUGAUUUACUGUAACUAACCCAAUUAAACAUAAUGGUCAACUAAAAAAAACAUACAGUGGUGUCUUGAGAAUUAAAAUUUCCAAUGUGAACAGUCGUAACAAAUCAUCUUUCCCCAUUGAAAUCAAUGGAAAUGCCAUUAAUCUGUUCCUGCCUCCCCAAAAAAUAAAUAAAUAAAUAAUUCUUAUAUUUUUUUUAAACAAGAAAAAUAGUACUGCAUAAUAUCGGACUUUAAAAAACAACAUACUGUAACGACAUGAUUAAAUAGAAUGUAAGUAGUUACACCGUUUUUGCCAGAUAUUUUUGCUUCAUUCAGUGGACAUUGUGCUGCUUCUGGUGUGCCUACCACGGCCACCUGUGGGCAGUAUAAUACAGACACAGAUAUACAUAGAGACGGUCACAGCUUCUCAGUAUGCUGCAGUAAUAUUAAUCGUUCUUCACAGAGGAUGAAAAAUAUAUCCCUGUGCGUACUGUUGUAUAAUGUCUAUACGUUUGGCUUGACUGUUUGUGCUCAAAUAUCCAUUGCUUACAGGGUUAUAACACCGCAACACCAAUGCUAAUCCGGUACCUGAGUAUGGUGUUUUGCAUUGUUUGAUAGCAUUAAGCUAAAUGAUCUUUCCUGAGGCAAAGCUAUGUGGUUGUUUUAAAAAUGCAGCGUGUAAUCCUCUUUGUUUGAUGUUUAGAUUUUCUUUUGAUGUUUUAGGGGCGGCAAUACACAGCUUGAAGCCUCUUUGUCCAGCUGCUGCUUGUUGUGAAGUGAGUUGAGUUCACUCACCGUACAGUGCUGGUAUAUCAAACCUUUGCUCGUAGGUCAAAGCAAAAAAAGAUUAUAAAAAAAUCGACAGCUCGUAUCUUGAAAAACUCGAAAUGUCAGGUCACUUAUCACAAGGCACCACUGUAUAUUUACUGAACAGCUAACAAUCCAAUUAUUUGGUUAAGUAUAGUUAAAUUAUAAAUGAUAAAAUACAAAUGUAGUAUCCAUUUUAUUAUUAAGAUUAACAAUUGUACAUAUUCAACAUUUUUCAAAUAUUAUACAUCUGCUUGUUUAAAAAAUCAAACGUGGCCCUGUUCGCACAAAACUUUGCCCACCCCUUAGUUCCCUGAAUCUAAAUUCCUCAUCCGUAUGCCAAGACAAUUCUAUGCUUUCAACUUUGUGGGAACAGUUUUUGGGGAGAGCUGUUCCCUAGUGCACAAAGAGGUAGAUUACAGUCCCUAUCAAGAACUUGACCCCGAUCGUUUUACUGUAUAUCAAUGAAGCCAUUCAUAUUUUCCCCCCUCAGAUUUCAAUGACCCAAAACAUUUGUCUAUAUGGUGACAUUUAAUCAUGUUUCUCCCUCCAGAAAAGCGUGUGGCUUACUUCUCUUCAUCCAGCCUCCAUGAAACCCGCAAAAUAUUGUUGUCUUGUUACGUCAACCCGUCACUGCAUUGCAUUGUGUGUACGUCUGUUUUCUGUGUACUGCUUCAUUUGCUUGCAAAAUAUUGUACAGUAUUUUAAUAAGAUGUUCUUUUUGCUGUAAAAUAAUAUUUUAAAUAAAGUGGAAACAUUCCAGGUC
Molecule: messenger RNA, 5522 nt
Organism: Phyllopteryx taeniolatus (common seadragon)
Lineage: Eukaryota; Metazoa; Chordata; Actinopteri; Syngnathiformes; Syngnathidae
Product: inactive phospholipase C-like protein 2
Exons: 12
Coding region: 170-3625 (1151 amino acids)
Biological process (GO): intracellular signal transduction; lipid metabolic process
Molecular function (GO): phosphatidylinositol-4,5-bisphosphate phospholipase C activity
Source: RefSeq, a predicted model, not a curated record